Messenger RNA from Odobenus rosmarus divergens (Pacific walrus), 375 nucleotides. Its product is annotated as signal transducer CD24-like. Bases 1 to 375 code for a protein of 124 amino acids. Lineage: Eukaryota; Metazoa; Chordata; Mammalia; Carnivora; Odobenidae. The transcript has 2 exons. The record is from RefSeq and is a predicted model, not a curated record.
AUGGGGAAGGCUGGAAGAGCUACAGACCACAACACAAAUCUGACCCCUAGUGAAGGAGAAGGGAAGACUGGCCAGCAGUUCUCCACUCACCUUGGCAUCCAGGGAGGUGUGCCGUACACCAGCACCAAUGGAGCAGAUCUGGGCAGAGUGAUGGUGGCCAGGCUGGGAUGGGGGCUGCUGCUUCUGGUGCUGCUCCUACCCACACAGAUUUAUUCAAAUCAAACAACUGUUGUAACACUUUCAAGUAACUCCUCCCAGAAUACCUGGACUGCCCCAAAUCCAGUUAAUACCACUACCUGGGCAACUGGUGGUACUCUAUGGUCAACAGCCAGACUCUUCUUGAUCUCAUUCUCCCUUCUACAUCUCUACUCUUAA